AUGAGCGGUUUAACUGAUUUAAUAUUAGAAGAUAUGCCAAUUCAUGUUUAUGAAGGAUAUCUAACAACCCAUUCGAAAACCUUUUCAUCUAUUCUGCCAUUACCACCGAAUAUUUCAUCAACCACCAGUCAAAGAAAUCAUGAUAAGAAAGGUAGCCACGUGAGACUUCACUUAGUGACGAUGGAAGUUAGGUAUGCUGUAAUUUGUUAA
Messenger RNA from Entrophospora candida, 210 nucleotides. The record is from the annotation of a GenBank genome assembly. Lineage: Eukaryota; Fungi; Glomeromycota; Glomeromycetes; Entrophosporales; Entrophosporaceae.